Molecule: messenger RNA, 2388 nt
Organism: Ceutorhynchus assimilis (cabbage seed weevil)
Lineage: Eukaryota; Metazoa; Arthropoda; Insecta; Coleoptera; Curculionidae
Source: the annotation of a GenBank genome assembly
AUGGAGAGAUCUCAACAUAUCAUCAAGUUGGGUGGUUAUCAUCGAAUAUUCUGUUCUUCUGCCUGCCAGGAAAAUGCUAACAAACAUGAGGAUGAACUGUCGACACUUCAGGAAAAGAUAGAAUCGCUUGAAAAGAAAAUUCGAGAGAAGGAUAAGUACUUAGAAAGGCUCAAGAGAAACAGUCAAGUUUUCGAAGAAGAAGUCUCCAAUGCGGAGAAAACACUGGUUUUACAACUAAAAAAAUUAAACAAACGCAACACGGCAUUAGAAGAGGAAAUUAAGGAAAUAAAAGGCAGCAAAGAAAAAAUAAAUGCUGAACUAGAAUCUGCAAGGGACGCAAAGCAGGUUUUAGAAGUAAAAAUAAAGGAAUUAACUGCCCUUAACAGAGACAUGGUUGUCACAAUAGAAACGCUGGAAAAGGAUAAUCAAGCCUAUUUAAAAGAGACUAAAGAAAUACAGCUUAAACUUCUUAGUAUUCAAAUUGUUAACAACGUUGAACAACAGUCUUAUGAAACAGAUAUGGAUGAAGUUCGUAAGAUGUCAGAAAGCAUGUUAACAUCUAUAAAGGUUUUAGAAAGUGAAAAUCAGCAAUAUUCUUGUGAAAUUAAUAGAUUAGAGGACAUAAUUCGCAAACUAAAAUCUGCUAAUGCAAAACCAGAAAAUAAUUCUCACAUACCUUACUCCAAACAAGUGCUCAGAAAGGAGGACAAAAGGAAGAAAAUAUUAAUUCUUUGUGACGAAGCUGGUAGAGGCUUAAAUGGAUUGCUGGAAAAGAAGUUUAAACAAGACUAUUGUGUGCAGUGUAUAAUCAAACCUGGUGCCCCUUAUGUGGAUGUUAUACAUAACAUGGAACAACUUGUUAAGGACUUUACUAAGUCUGACUGUGUAAUUGUUUUGGCUGGAUCCAAUGAGUUUCAACAAGGGAUGCUGGCCAGAACACCACUUAUGGUUCAGCUAUUGGAAGGUAUGAAAAAUGAAUUAAGCAAUUUAAGAAAAGAAAUAAACGAGUUAAGAAAUGAAACAGGUGUUAAAAAUAGCAUGAUAGGAACAAUCCAAUCGAAAACAUUUGCAGAAGCUUUAAAAAGCAGAGAUGAAAGAAUGAAUGCACAAAUUAAAGCACAAUCCCCAUCUUUAAUUAUUAAACCUAAACAAAAACAAAAUUCUGAAAAAACGAAAAAUGACUUAAAAGAAAAAAUACAACCAAACCUACUGAAAAUUGGAAUUAAAAACAUGAGAGAAACAAAACGGGGGUGUGUUGUUGUCAAGUGCACAGAGAAGAAUGAUAUUGAAAAGUUAAAACAAGCCGCAGAAAAUAGCCUUGGGGGCGGUUAUGAUAUUGAGCUACCCAAAUUGAAUUCACCCAGAAUGAAAAUUGUGGGUUACAACGGUGAUCUUGCUCAAAAUGAAUUGGAGCAUACAAUAAGACAGCAAAAUGAAUGGAUAGAAGAUGGCGAGGAGUUAACAAUAAAUUUCAUCAAGAAGGUAACUACAUUUCGAGUAAACACUGCUUUAAGGAAAUUCCCUGGCCGGGCUUCCAUUGGUGAUCAGAGGGGCUUGAAGCAGGGAGGUAAAAACAAACUAACAGAUGAUAGAGUUCAAGCAGUUGUUAAUCAUAUUAAUAAAAUACCAAAAUACAGUUCACACUACCGCCGGGAACAAACAAACGCGGAAUAUUUACCUCCUGGUACCACAAUACAAAAAAUGUAUGACAUGUACAAAGAGGAAGAAAUCAAUCCAACAGCCAAAGAAGAAAUAGAUCACGAAUGUUUAAGUUUUGACUUAGAAAAAACCCUACCGCUUCCUAGAAUUCCUACAGGAAUUGUAUUUUAUAAGCGCCAGCUGUGGGUUUACAACGCAGGUAUACAUAGUGGUAAAGAAAAUAGAGGUUACUGCUAUGUGUGUGUAGAAGGUUCAGCUGGAAGAGGUGCUCAAGAAAUAGGCUCUUGCCUUAUUAAACAUGUAAAAGCUAAAGUUCCUAUAGGAGUUAAACAUCUUACCCUUUGGUGUGAUUCUUGCGGCGGGCAGAAUCGAAAUAUCAAAUUAAUACUUAUGCUCAAAUCAAUAUUGCAUGGUACAGAAACGAACUUAGAAACCGUUACCAUAAAAUAUCUUUGUUCUGGUCAUAGUUUCCUCCCCAAUGAUACCGACUUCAGUGAUAUUGAGUCAGCUCUUAAACGACAGCAAAGAUUGUACACUCCAAAAGAGUACAUCGAGGUAAUGCGUUCUUGCAGAAGGAAGACACCAUUGGUAGUCACCCAAAUGCAAACCGAAGAUUUUUUGGGCGUGAUGAAUGUUGAAAAAAAAAUUACAAAUCGCAAAAUUACAGAUGACAAAGAAAAAAUUAAUUGGUUGAAGAUUAGGGCCAUCAAAAUAGAUACAGCAACAUGA